GGUGGCAAGAUCCCGUGCGUGGCUGCUCUUCGCGAUCAUUGGCGGUGGUUCAUAUCUCCGGAGUGUGACGCGUGCACAAGAUGCUUCAAAGGCAUUGCCCACGUGGGCAAAAAAGCGCUGACUGAGUACAAGAGAUACGUGAUCAAUGGCCACACUGCCCUUCCGGAAGAAACCCCUGGGCCAAACCCCAACCACCAGUUCCGUGUGAGGGUCCAAGAGGAUCACUGCGACAGUUGGCUGAACUACAUUUACCACUUCUUGGCCGAGCAUCGUGCCGACAUCAAGGCAAAGCGGUUGUCCAUGACACCUGGAGUGAAGGCUGCCACUGGACAGGCACAUGUUGAGCACGUCCGCUCGACAUUCAGGGGCCGCGCCGUGUGCGCGCGCUUGGACCGCAUGUGCGAGGAGUCGUGCAGGGGCCAGCCGCAUCCAGAGCCUCGGUCCAAUGAGGACUCUCUCUUGACCCUGUACAUUGACGGCAUGGACCAGGCCAAGUUUCGGGUCCCUCGCAACCUGGAGGCUACCAAGGAGUUCGAGAAGUGCUGGAGACCGGAUCUCCAUGUCGUGUGCGUGCUGGUGCCAGGCCUCACAGAGCAGUACUACAUCAUGAACACGGACUUGGCCAAGGACGCGAACAUGGAGGCCACGCUUGUGGCGCACGCGCUCGACCUGUGCUCUGAAGCUCUCUGGGCUCGCGGCCGCCGGCUCCCAGCCCACCUCCAGGUCUUCGCCGACAACACUACGAGGGAGGCCAGAAACCAGCACUUCUUCAUGUUUCUGUCGAGCCUCGUGAGCAAGCAAAUAUUCCGGUCGGCUGCCAUUGGCUCCUUGCAAGUUGGACACACGCAUAAUUGCGUGGACCGGAGGUUCAGCGUGAUCUCCACCGAGCUUGCGCGCCAAGAGAUCUUGGAGACCCCAGAG
Prorocentrum cordatum is the source of this 921-nucleotide messenger RNA. The record is from the annotation of a GenBank genome assembly. NCBI's taxonomy places the organism in Eukaryota, Dinophyceae, Prorocentrales, Prorocentraceae.